Messenger RNA from Effrenium voratum, 1679 nucleotides. The record is from the annotation of a GenBank genome assembly. NCBI's taxonomy places the organism in Eukaryota, Dinophyceae, Suessiales, Symbiodiniaceae.
GCAAAGAUUAAGCCACAGAAAGGCUAGCGCCCACCCAGAGUGCACAGGAUCCGCCACUGCAAAAGCAAACAGAGCUGCGCACAUGGGCGCAGAAAACGCUGGCUGUGGGGUGGAGAGCUACGGCCCUCUCAGCGCUCAUGCUUGAGCUGGCUCAUCAUGCCCAGGCCCAAUGAAGGCAGGCAGGGCUGGUUCGGAUGGCUGCGAGGCUUCCGCACCAGCUAUGACAAGGUGCCUUCAAUGGUGGAAACCUCUGUCCAGACUGAGAGGACCCGGAGCACAGUGCCGAUUCCAAGGCCGAGAACGAUUCGACUGCCCGGACCAGAGGAUGCCCAGGAGGAGGGCGAGAUCGGCUAUAGCUCGCCGGACUUCAGGGCGCAGGUGGCUGCGGCCAAGCUCAUGGGCAUCUUGUGGGCCAAGGAGCCCUCCCAAGUUCGCCUAGACCAGUCGCUCUACGGGGCAGCCUUCGUACUGCCACAGAUUGCCCGCUCCGCCGGCUGGCCAAAGAUGCUGCGCGUACUUGUCAUCAAGACAUGGGUGGUUUUGUUUCUGAACUAUGCGGUGCAGUUUGCCGUUUUGUACAUGAUCGCGAAGGAGAACAUGGUCUGGGAUCUGUUUUCCGGACAGAUGUACCUUUGCGACUUCGGCCGCGACGCGGAGUCCUGCCCCGACGGCCCCAACUGCAUCGGACCUGGUGGCACCGUCUUCACGAACACCAGAUACUACGGCUGGGGCCAAUGGAGCACUCGUACCUAUGCUCGGGACGCCUUUAAGGCCAUGUUUCCUGAGUUCUCGCCAGAGAUCAGCAAGUAUUCUGACCCAGGCGAGUAUGGGGUGGAGAGCUCAACCUGCCGGGUGCUAUGCUGCGCCUUGUUCAUCGUCACCGUGCUCAGCGACCUGUUGGGCAGCUUUAACCUGGCUUUCAUCAUGAACAGCGUGCCGAGCCAGGAUGACUUGUGGAUCGACUGGGACCCGCCGGGCGGGGAUUGGGCCAGCAAGGAGUAUGCGAAGAAGGUCACCGGCAGCAAUGAGAUGGACUUUGUGAAGCUGAAGAUCGCAGGCAUGCCUUUCCACUGGAAGGUCCUGAACUGGCUGCUGAUUUUGUUGCCAAAGCUCUGCCUGUGGAAAGUCACCACCGAAGCCGGGAUCUGCUUCCUGAUGGAAACACAAGGCAUCGAGGACGUGGUGGUGAACUCGGUGGCCCUGUCCUUCAUCUUGCAGAUUGACGAGCUUCUCUGCCAAGAGAUGAUGAACGAGAAGGUGCAUCAAAUCCUAGCAAAGCUGGAGGUGCACCUCCUGGAUGAGGGCGACAACAUCCACGAUCUGGAGCGAAUGACGGAUCAGGGCUUGUACGAGAAGAACCAGCAAGAGAUCGUCGGACGGUGGAACCCGCGAGACCUCUGGUCGCUGGUGCCCAUGAAAUUGCUCACAGUGGGAGCAAUCACGUGGGGCUUUGUCUACCGGUACUAUGCCACCAACUGCGUCCACAAUGAGGCGGAUGGCUUGGUCUCCAAGCCCCUGGGGCUGCCGGUCUCCACCAACCUGCCCGUCUCCAGCGCCUUCCUGCAGAGCUUUUUCCCGCCUCCCCGCGAGGAGAAGUUCUUUUGGAGCAUGCCACCAAUCCCCGACCACGUGCAGCGAUGACGCGAAGCUUCGCAUUUUGUGGCGACCAAAAGCUGUGA